This is a messenger RNA of Pieris macdunnoughi, 1626 nucleotides long. The record is from the annotation of a GenBank genome assembly. Lineage: Eukaryota; Metazoa; Arthropoda; Insecta; Lepidoptera; Pieridae.
AUGUCGGUCCCAAAUAUGAAUGGAACAAAAGUGAAACCGGCGAAGGAAACAUUACCCGAAGUUGAGGUGGAAAGCAAUGGAAAUGGUCACAAGAUGUACUCAUACGAAAUGCUCGAGGAGAUUGCAAAUUUCCUCCUGACGAAAACAGAAAUUAGACCAAUUAUUGGAAUAAUUUGCGGCUCUGGCAUGGGUUCGUAUUGGAAAGACGGAUCGUUAGCAGAUACUAUUACAGACGCUGAGCGGAUUCCAUACGAGGAAAUACCAAACUUCCCCACAAGCACAGUAGAAGGCCACCAUGGUCAACUUGUAUUUGGUCGCCUUGGAGAGGUCCCCGUCGUAGCUAUGCAAGGACGAUUCCAUUAUUAUGAAGGAUACCCUUUAUGGAAGUGCUGUCUGCCCAUACGGGUUAUGAAAUUACUAGGGGUUAAAACCUUAAUGGCGACGAAUGCUGCGGGUGGCUUAAACCCUUCAUACAAAAUUGGUGAUCUAAUGAUUGUUAACGACCAUAUUAACUUGAUGGGAUUUGCGGGUAACAACCCGUUACAAGGUCCCAAUGAUGAGAGAUUUGGUCCUCGCUUCCCACCUAUGAACAAAGCGUAUAACUACGAAUACAGAAAAAUUGCUAAAAAGACAGGUGAAGGAAGUCGUAAACGAACACGUUAUUUGCGCCUUUGUAGGCAGUGUACGAAAAUUAAGAAAAAGAAAGGUAGUGGUUGUAGCGGUGAUUACUGUCAGUGCGAAAGCUUAUGCAAUCUAGAAGAUGAGUCAAUUUUAAUCAAAACGGUUACUUCUAAACCUAUAUCUCAAUCCACGUCAUCUCCACACUCGCAAAAUAAUAAUAAAUCACAUAACACAUCCUCUCAACCAUCAACAUCUUACAUGGAAAAUUCAAAUAUCUCUCAAGACUCUAACGCGGGAAAUUCAAACAACACCACAGCUUCAGUAACCAAUACGGACCCCCGUUCGAUUGGCCGUACUGAAUAUGUUCCUACUGAUGUUUCCCCUUAUUUAAUACAUGUUCAACGUUUACAAAGUUCACCUGACGACGGGACCAUUCUCCAUCCUAUAACAUUUGGCAAUUUUUUAAAGCAGAACAAAUUUAAAAAUAUUAUUCCCGGAAGUGUAAAGCGUGUAGGAAGAAACAGGUUGGCAGUUGUCUUUUCAGAUUAUAAAGACGCCAAUAAUUUUCUUAACUGCAAUCUUUUGGAAACGAAAAAGUUAAAAGCCUUCAUUCCCACUUUCAGCGUAACAAGAAUGCGUCUAGUUCGCGGGGUCCCUGUAGAUUGUAGCGUAGAGGAAGUUCAACAAAAUGUAUCCGUACCUAUAGGCUGCGGCAACAUACUUAAAAUAAGACGUUUAAAUCGCAAGGUGAAAAUUAAUGACUCGGUUUCUUGGAAACCCUCUGAAACAGUUGUAAUAACAUUUGACGGGCAAGUUUUACCAAAAAGGAUUUUCAUGUGCUAUAAUGCUCUUCCAGUAGAGAUAUAUAUUUAUCCUACGAUACAAUGCUAUAAAUGCUGCCGUUAUGGUCAUACCAAAGUUCAAUGUCGUUCUAAGACUCCAAUAUGUUAUAACUGUGGAGGUCAACAUGCAGGUGUAUCAUGUGACAGGUCAGAUGAAGAGUAA